Messenger RNA from Drosophila willistoni, 2814 nucleotides. RefSeq names its product ATP-binding cassette sub-family G member 1. Lineage: Eukaryota; Metazoa; Arthropoda; Insecta; Diptera; Drosophilidae. Gene Ontology annotation, molecular function: ABC-type transporter activity; ATP hydrolysis activity; ATP binding. Bases 284 to 2380 code for a protein of 698 amino acids. Gene Ontology annotation, cellular component: plasma membrane. The transcript has 7 exons. The record is from RefSeq and is a predicted model, not a curated record.
AUCGCGGAGUGAGCGUGUCAAGUACUAAACACUCGAGGGAUAGACCCCGAAGCAAGAGCAUUUAUUUCGUUGUAACGGGUGGAAAAUUUCUGUCUGAAAAACAGCUGAAGUCACCUCGGUGGUUGAAACGGGACCAGGGUGGUGUGCACAUUAAAACAAAAACCAAAAAUAAUAAUAAUAAUAAUAGUGAAAUAAAUAAUACUGUGUGUUUUUGGCUACAUGUGGCUGGCUGAAUUGCAUUUUGCAUUAAAUAUCAUCAGCAGUUUUGAGAAUAUCAAGCAAAAUGUCUAAGAACGAUAAUAAAAAUCUCUUGAUCGACAACAGAUUGGGGGGCAGCAAUAAGACGGCACAAAUUGUGCCUGCCCAGCCAAAGACGCUGCAACAUUUACCCAAACGACCGGCUGUGGAUUUGGCUUUUCACAAUUUGACAUAUCGUGUCAAGGAGGGCAAUCGAAGCAAUGCCAAGACCAUUUUAAAGGGAGUCAGCGGUCGCCUGAGAUCGGGCGAACUGACUGCCAUUAUGGGACCAUCGGGAGCUGGCAAAUCUACUUUGCUCAACAUUUUGUCUGGCUACAAAACGACGAGCAUCGAGGGAAGCGUUACUAUGAAUGGCGCUGAGCGUAAUUUAAGUACGUUCCGUAAGUUAUCGGCCUAUAUAAUGCAGGAUAAUCAACUGCACGGCAAUCUUACGGUACAGGAAGCAAUGACAGUGGCAACGAAUUUAAAGCUAAGCAAAAAGUUUACAAAACCUGAGAAGAAUUCAAUGAUCGAUGACAUUUUGUUAACCCUAAGCUUGAGCGAGCAUCGCAAUACGAUGACUCGCAAUUUGUCUGGUGGACAGAAAAAGCGUUUGUCAAUUGCCCUGGAACUGGUUAGCAAUCCGCCAAUCAUGUUCUUCGAUGAGCCCACCUCUGGUCUUGAUAGCUCGACAUGUUUCCAAUGCAUCCAUCUGCUGAAAAUGCUAGCUGCCGGCGGACGAACAGUGAUCUGUACGAUACAUCAGCCCUCGGCCCGUUUGUUUGAGAUGUUCGAUCAGUUGUACACAUUGGCCGAUGGUCAGUGUGUGUACCAGGGUAGCACCAAGCAGCUGGUGCCAUUCCUCUCCACCCUGAGCCUGGAGUGUCCCAGCUAUCACAAUCCGGCAAGUUAUGUUAUCGAAGUGUCGUGCGGCGAGCAUGGCGAUCAUAUUCGCAAACUUGUGGAGGCCAUUGAUAAUGGCAAGCGGGAUAUACGGUCCUCGGCUGAUUAUGCCGGUCUCAAGGCUCGCAAUGAUCUGGUCAAGGUGCAGAACCUGAAAGCCAUACUCGACAAGAACGAUGCCACCUCGAAUGUCAGUGGCAGCAAGUACGAGGACAAUCUGACCCUCAAUAAUACCCUUCUCAAUGGCAUGGUCAACGACAUUGUUAAGGAGAACAACUCGAACACGGAGGUGUCGGUGGUCACCACCAAUGAGAAGGGCGAUGCCAUGAUCGAUGUCGAUAAGACAGUCAAUUGCACAACUGCUUUGCUAACCGAAGAGAUUACAUCGCCCCAACGCUAUCCCACUUCACAGUUCCAUCAAUUCUGGGUGGUAUUGAAGCGAACACUACUUUUCAGUUACCGCGAUUGGACUCUUAUGUACUUGCGUUUGUUUGCCCAUCUUCUGGUUGGCUUUCUAAUUGGUGCUCUCUACUACGACAUUGGCAAUGAUGGAGCCAAGGUACUCAGCAAUUUGGGUUUCCUUUUCUUCAACAUGUUGUUCCUUAUGUACACAUCCAUGACAAUUACAAUUCUAUCAUUCCCACUUGAAAUGCCUGUUUUGUUAAAGGAGAACUUUAAUCGCUGGUAUUCAUUAAAGUCCUACUAUUUGGCUAUAUCUGUGGCAGAUUUACCAUUUCAGGCCAUCUUCUGCGUCAUCUAUGUAUCGAUUGUUUACUACUUCACCUCACAACCCUGGGAGUUAUUCCGCUUCUCAAUGUUCUUAUCGGCCUGUCUGCUAAUCUCCUUUGUGGCCCAGUCCGUGGGUCUAGUUGUGGGUGCUGCUAUGAAUGUGCAGAAUGGCGUGUUCUUGGCUCCUGUGAUGUCUGUGCCAUUUUUGCUGUUCUCCGGAUUCUUUGUCUCAUUCGAUGCCAUACCCGUGUAUUUGCGCUGGAUUACAUAUCUAUCGUAUAUAAGAUACGGAUUCGAGGGCACUGCUCUGGCCACCUAUGGCUAUGGACGUGAGAAACUGAGAUGCUUCCAGACCUAUUGCCACUUCAAAUCGCCCAUCACCACACUGGAGGAACUGGACAUGGUGAAUGCCAACUUCACUUUGGAUAUUGUUGCCCUAAUCGUGAUCUUUGUGGUGCUACGUAUAUCGGCAUAUCUGUUUUUGCGCUGGAAGCUAAAGACGACACGUUAAUCUUUUUAGGGGGUUCGGUUCUGUGAAAAGCUUUCUUUGUACCUAUAAUUAUUAAUUGUCUAAUUGUGUUAUUUAAAGUAAUCGCGUAUUUCGGGGUCUUUUAUAUUUCAUUUGAAUAAUUAUUGUUUGAAUGAUCUUUUGCUUUUUGGUUAUCUUUAGUGAUAUGUAUAAACGUAAUGCCUAAGCUGAAUUCCAGCCGAAACGAAAAUUAGCAAAAAUUUUUCUAACCUUUUUGAUCAAAGUAAAUUAAUUAAAUGUACAAUUUUACAAGUGGAACAAUUAGAAACUAAGUGAUAUAUAUAUAGAUGUCUAAACAUAUGUGAACAAAAUUUUAUUUUUCAAAUACAUUUUUAUGUAUAUUUUACAUAUAUAUAUAUACAUAUAGAAAUUGCAUUAAGUAUAUUUGAGCGAAAAUAAUAUAUUUCUGAAUUUUA